AUGAGUGCAAAUGAUAGAGAUACCACCGUAACAGAACUUUUGGCCGCUGUCCAGUUGAAGUUGGAGAGUGAAGACCAGCAGGGGAUCAGAUAUGGGCCAGGGAAUCGAGACGACGUUAGAGCUGAGAUCCUUCAGCAAAUACAGACAGGGAAGCAAAUCAUGAGCCGCCUCUGGACGCGGUACAACGCAGCCCAACCAAUCAGCCAACUCCCCGUCGAAACACUCCUUCAUAUCUUCUCUCUUACACAGCCCUACGACCAUGACAUCUUCCCGCCUCUCACGGAAUCUGAGCUGAAGGGCAUGAACGCGUGGAUCGCCGUUGCCCAGGUAUGCCACCACUGGCGCACCAUCGCGCUGGGCGACCGCCGCCUCUGGUCCAACAUCGUCCUCGGGCCGACUAUCAUGUCGACAGGUGACCCCGACCUGGCGCUUGGCGCGUUGGUAGAGAGGAUGGGCCCACACGUACCCUUCCACCUGCACCUUGCACUCCAAGCCCAUGCCCGCUCGAUCCACCCGAGGGGGAAAGGGCACGUGUAUAGCUCUAUUACACACCCACAGGUGCUGCUGCGCUUCCUCGGCGCGAAUUCUGCGUGUGUGCGGAGCCUGCAUGUCUCCGGGGCGGCUUACAUGGGUAGCAAUGCGCUCUGGAAAGUGCUCGACCAGGCUCUCCCUGCGCUCGAGAGUCUGCAUCUCUCUCUAGCGCAUGAGGACUCACUGCAGCACUUCUCCCAAGCACAUACUGGUGGGCCGUCAGCGACCCGCCCCCUACCGCGAAUCCUGCAAGGUGCUCCGAGCAACACGUUAAAGAAGUUAUCCUUACAGCAGAUUACGCAUUGGCCGGAGAACAAGGGUACGUUUGCGGGUCUGACGCAUUUGGCGCUGAUGGACCAGUACCCUCGCGAGCGCCUGCACUUUGUCGACUUCCUCCACCUUCUCCAACGCCUUCCGCUCUUGGAGGUUCUGGGGUUGUUCUUUGCGGGCCCGCAGCGGUACGACGGCAACAGCGACGACAACGAGCAGCGUCGGCCAAAGACCAGCCUUGCAAGGCUCAGGAAGCUCGAGUUCGAGUGGACCGACGGCCAGGAUAGCCCCUGCCAGUUGCUCGAACACAUGGAUCUGAAUAAUAAGCCGUCGCUCGAGAUUGUGCUGAGCAGCAAGUCGCUCUAUGGUGGGGAUCGGUCCAGGGGGGUCACCCAACGCACGCUGCCCCCGCCUGAGCUCCUCCAGACGGUCACAUGCCUCUUGAUCCAGAACGAUGGGACAAAGGAGUUUUUGAAGCUAACCACUUCCACGCUACCGAACGCCCCGAAGAAGGGGGUGUUAGAGAUCAACACGAGCAUGGGGCGGGACACCGUCCUUUCAUCGAUGGCGAAGAACCUUCCGAACGUGCAUGAUGUGCGGGUGUACAUCCCUACCCCCUCGCGCAGAAGUGCGAGCAGCCUGUUCGACCUACCGUCGUCCCGCUCGAGCUGGAGUCCAGCCAAGUCGCAAGACCAGCACACGCUCGUGGACACGCUCGACCUUUUCCCGAAGCUCACGCACGUCCGACUCGAGUACGCGUUCGACUAUUCCGCGCUCGUCUCGCUGUUAGCUUUACCGGUGUACGAGGACCAUAUCCAAGCUGGAAGCACCGGGCGGUCACGGCAUGUACACUUCCAGGAUGGGGCGGUCACCAUCAGCUCGUCGAGUAACACGAUGAUCAACAUUAGCAGCACGGUUAGCACAAAUUCUAUGAUGCAAGUUCACUUCAACUCGGGCCCGGGCGGCACGAACACCAUGUACAGUAUCACAGGGGGCGGAGUUGUCCGAAGUCGCUCGUCGCGGGAUGGGCUGCCGUCACGGUCGGCGCGGGGCGGCCCUAUGCAGGAGCAGGAGAACAGCUCAGGCAGGCUUCCCUGGCCUAACUUGAAGGUGCUUACCGUGCAUGAAUUGCCAACUCUCAAGCAACAUCGGAAGGACAGUGUCACACAGCACGCAGUGAGGAUCGUGUCCUCCUUGUACGACUCUUCGAGGAAGGGCACUGUCUCUGGAUGCGAAACGGGAGAUCUGGAGGAGUACGCGAUAUCGCGAGAUAGUAUUACGGCGCAGAGUGAUAGCAGACCCGUCGGUGCGAGUGGAAGGGAGAAUGGGAAUAGAAACGGAAGUGAUAGGCCAUCCGCGAAGAGGGCGCAGGAGGGAGGGAUGUACGUACUCGUCAUUGUUCCUCGCAAACCGGAUGGAUCGUUGAGGGUGAAUAUGAAGCCUCUAGGAAGGGUGUUGCCGAAAGUUGACGGAGAAGGGAGGCAGGAAUGGUUUUAA
This is a messenger RNA of Cyclocybe aegerita, 2298 nucleotides long. The record is from the annotation of a GenBank genome assembly. NCBI's taxonomy places the organism in Eukaryota, Fungi, Basidiomycota, Agaricomycetes, Agaricales, Hemipholiotaceae.